Molecule: messenger RNA, 3451 nt
Organism: Acromyrmex echinatior (Panamanian leafcutter ant)
Lineage: Eukaryota; Metazoa; Arthropoda; Insecta; Hymenoptera; Formicidae
Product: E2F transcription factor 1
Biological process (GO): regulation of transcription by RNA polymerase II
Cellular component (GO): RNA polymerase II transcription regulator complex
Molecular function (GO): DNA-binding transcription factor activity, RNA polymerase II-specific; RNA polymerase II cis-regulatory region sequence-specific DNA binding; protein dimerization activity
Source: RefSeq, a predicted model, not a curated record
CUUCCGUCCCGCUACAUCCCUGCAGCUGAAUGCCCCUCCAUUCGCGAAGGAAGGGACGAUCGUACGGCGGAGUUUCGGGUAAGACAGGCAAGAAACGAGGGGCAUCAGUUGCCCGGCAGGAUCGUCGAGUCGAAGGCAGUCGAAGGCGCGUGUGUAUACGUAAGCGCUUGCACGAUCGUUGUCAAAUUAAUACGUCACUAAAUUGCAUAAUUCGCGAGUGCUGCCUGCGUAACGUCGUGUCCAUAACGCGUUGCCCCUCCGUCCCCCCUGGAUCCUCUGCCGUGAGGAAGCCCGGAUUAAAGGGACCCGGUAUCCGUCGGCGUUUACAGAGAGAGAAAGGGACGGGAAAAAGGGAGGAGGGGGGGAGGAGAGGGAGAGAAAGAAGGAAAACGAGAAGACAUUCACUUUGUUCUGUUCGCCAACACCCCCGAGCAUGGCGGACCGGUAUGGUAAUAGUGCGCUCCGGAAACGCGGGAAUGCUUGCGAGAGUGCUGAAAGUGGAUAACCGGUGCCGCGACGUCGUUAUCGAAGACGAGGAGACGAGCGGUUGCGAGGAUAUUCCGCAGUAAAUAGCCGUUCUCGUCACUCGACUCAGGCGAUCCUUCGACCGUGGUGGAGCAGCCGGAGUAAAAGUUUUGGCGGGUAAACCAGGUGAAGGCGCGCAACGAUCGCCGACGCUCAUCGUCGGCCGAGACGGGUUUUCCUAGCUGAGGAUUCUCGAGAAUCUCGAGGAAACGCGAUGACGCGAUGACGCGAUGACGCGAUGACGCGCGUGAAACGGCAUGGGACGCGUUCAUAAUCGCGAUAAUAGCCAGUCGACAUUAUCGAGUGGUUAUCGCGCGCGUCGCAUUCGUUAGAGGGUAUUUUAUUAGUAGGCUCGCUCGCUGGGAUCCGCGUGUUGUGCAAAUGUCGUGAUAUCAUCUGAAAGAGGCUCGGUCAUAUCGGGUGAACGCGACUGAACGCGACACGAAGCCUAACGAAGCUGGUGGCGACCAGCGACGACGGUUUUGGCGCGCGUAUUUCAGCUGUCGCGUGCGACCGGCAGAUGGCCGGUACGCCGGCUCACGGACGACACCGACACGCCGACACGCCGCCGUGCGACACGCACACGAAGAGAUCGACCAUUGCCGUUACCGCUACGGCGAGGGUGCCGCCGCGCCGUUCGCUCGGAAGCGCGCGCACUUAUGAAAGGCGGCGAGGAACGACGCGUUGUCAUCGCGUGAAACGCGAACGAUCAACGAACGCGUCCCGAAUCUUCUCGCUCCGCAAAAGUGCCUUCCGCCCGUCCGAGCCUGCCCGAAUUCAAUCGUCAAUCGUCACGAGUGUCGUGCUGCUGAGGACGUUUGAGUUUCUUCGAGAGAGCUAGCUGCCCUAAUUCCGACACAAUCACGUUACCAGGAUGCCUCGGGUAAGGAGACAAGUGAUCCUGGAGGAUCCAGCCAGGCCAGUUACUCCAGACAUGGUGGAAACAAAGUUGUUAAAGUCUGAGUUUCUGGAUGAUGGUUCUUUGGACGAAAUUCAACCUCCAAAAGUGGCAGAAGAAACACCAAGCCCUCAUUUACAGGAUCACCAAUACGGACAAACGCCUUGUUACCAAAUAACGAGAAAACCCACACAACCACCACCAAGAGCUGAGAUAUCAGUUCAAGCGGUAAAAAGAAGACUGAAUUUGGAGGUAGGGACAACUGGUCCCAGCCAAUCUGCCUUCAAAACACCCAGAGGUAAACGUAGAAGAUCUGGCUCGAAUUCUUUAGCUGGUCAUACACCCACCAAAAGUAAAACUGUAGAAAGGACACGGUAUGACACAUCUUUGAGUUUGCUCACAAAAAAAUUUAUUCACUUAGUUGAAAGCAGUCAGGAUGGUGUGGUGGACUUAAAUGUAGCGUCAGAAAAGCUGGAGGUACAAAAACGUCGUAUAUACGAUAUUACUAAUGUUUUAGAGGGCAUUGGUAUUUUAGAGAAGAAAAGUAAAAACAAUAUCCAGUGGAAAGGCGGUCAGUUACCGAACAAUCGGAACGAUAUCGCUAAUCUCAGAUGGGAGGUCGCGGAUUUGGAAGCUAAGGAAAACACUUUGGAUCGAUUGAUUCACGGUGCUGAUAAAAAUCUUCGCGAGCUCUGCGCGGAUAGACAAUACGCUUAUGUGACGUAUCAUGAUUUACGUUCAGUCUCAAUGUACAAAGACCAAGUUAUUAUGGCUGUGAAAGCCCCGCCGGAAGCUACCCUCCAUGUCCCACAACCAAUCAAUAACUUUGGUCAACAAAAGCUUCAAAUGCACAUGAGAUCGGAACACGGCGAGAUAGAUGUGUUUCUGUGUCCUGAAGAUUCCACAGUCAAAACAUCUUAUCCUGGGUAUGCGACAACGCAAUCUGUGCCUCAAUCAAAAGAAUCCGAUAUACCUUGUUUGCCUCCUGAAUUGUUGGCUAAUCGAGAAAGCGACAUACGAAUCGAGCCAGUACCUUCCGAUGAGAGUUUCAUAAAUACUCGUCUGUGUACCCCCGUAACUACAGUUACCAGUAUAACAAGCAUGAAGGAUGCAUUCUUAUGCGAAUCCGAUGAUUAUGGACCAAUGGGCGGUGGCAAAUUCCAACUCCAAACAGAGGACCAAAUCAGCUCAGAUCUGAGUAUUCUCGAUUUUGGAGAACAACUACUGACUUUGGAACCACCUCUCUCCGAAAACGACUACUCGUUCUCGUUAGGCACCGAGGAAGGUCUUUCGGAUCUUUUCGAUUUUAAAUUCUAGGAAUAUCAUCGCUUAUUGCACGGGCGUUCGUGUCUUUUUGGGUUGUUACUCAAACAAAUGGAACUGUUUCGUCAGUUUUACAAUGCGCCUUCGCGUUACAUAGUGAUGAUAGUUGGCAGUUUCGUUCCGCGCGUCGAUCUUCGCGAAAAAUUGCAAACAUACAGACAUUUUUAUUUAUUUAUUGUUUCUUCAAGCACACCAUUUUAUAUCUGGAAUUUACUUUCCGUACUUUUUUUGUACUUAAAAGUACAAGAAGGCUUAAAAGAAUAGCAACAAAAUAGUCGAGGCAUGCAUAGGCAAUUUCAUAAAUUGUAUCCUGUUGAAAUCAAAGAUAUAUCACAUGGAAUUAUAUUUUUCGGUAACAGGAUUUUUUACACCGUCUGUUAUUGUAUGCUCCACAUAAAAACUAUAAAGGAAUGUUAUUGAUCUGUCGGCACUAAAAUAUUUUAAUAUUUUACGUCUUUUUUGUACUCAUGUUUCAUUCUGAAAUAUUUCGUGGUUAUACUAUUUUAAUUUCUUAUUGCGGACCAUAAACUCUCAGUGUGAAAGAGCCGAACCGCCGAGGCACAGGAUAAACAUAUCACAAUAUUGUUAAUGUGUGCUUCCGGCUUGAAAUGGUCUGCGUUGAUCACGUUUGCGGAAUGGAUUGCAAAAAUAUUAGACAAAGAGACAGAAGAGAAAUGAAAAAGAGGAAGAGUGUGUGUAAACGUA